Arachis ipaensis is the source of this 3852-nucleotide messenger RNA. RefSeq names its product cellulose synthase-like protein D3. Gene Ontology annotation, biological process: cellulose biosynthetic process. Gene Ontology annotation, molecular function: cellulose synthase (UDP-forming) activity. Gene Ontology annotation, cellular component: membrane. The record is from RefSeq and is a predicted model, not a curated record. Lineage: Eukaryota; Viridiplantae; Streptophyta; Magnoliopsida; Fabales; Fabaceae.
AUCAGGCCUUAUUCUGAGUUGGGUUGAGCUCUUGGAGUUGGUUUAGUUGCUGAGAAAUUGUGAUGAUGAGAAAGAAGAUUUUGGGAUCUUGUAAUAGGGGUUUAAAGGAAUAAAUGCUGAGAGUCUCCAUCAUUGUAUUUUAGAUUCUGGUGAAUCUGUUGUCUCUCAUUUGGUUUCUUUUUUCUUUUCUGUGGGCAACCACACUACAUGGAAGGAUAUUGUAAUCAGUCUUAAUUCUCAAAUAUGGCAUCAAAAUCAUUUAAGCCUAGUCGAUUGUCUCAAUCAAGUUCAACAAGGUCUGAUGUCAAUGAAAGCCAGAAAGUAACAUUUGCUCGGAGAACGUCCUCCGGUCGCUAUGUCAGCUACUCUAGAGAUGAUCUUGACAGUGAACUCGGGAGCACUGACUUUGCGAAUUAUACAGUGCAUUUACCGCCAACCCCAGACAACCAACCUAUGGAUCCAUCGAUUUCACAGAAAGUUGAGGAGCAGUAUGUGUCGAAUUCACUCUUCACGGGUGGAUUCAACAGUGUUACAAGAGCCCAUUUGAUGGAUAAGGUGAUAGAAUCCGAGGCAAACCAUCCACAGAUGGCCGGAGCAAAAGGAUCCUCAUGUGCAAUUCCUGGUUGUGAUUCUAAAGUGAUGAGUGAUGAGCGCGGCGUUGAUAUUCUUCCUUGUGAGUGUGACUUUAAGAUAUGUAGGGAUUGUUAUAUAGAUGCAGUAAAAGCAGGAGGUGGGAUAUGCCCGGGAUGCAAGGAGCCGUAUAAGAACACAGAAUUAGAUGAAGUGGCGGUGGACAAUUCACGCCCCCUUCCGCUUCCUCCGCCUAGUGGAAUGUCUAAAAUGGAGAGGAGAUUGUCCUUGAUGAAGUCAACAAAGUCAGCAUUAAUGAGGAGCCAAACCGGAGACUUUGAUCAUAAUAGGUGGCUCUUUGAGACAAAGGGAACCUAUGGCUAUGGCAAUGCUAUAUGGCCAAAGGAAGGAGGUUUUGGAAAUGAAAAAGAGGAUGGUGUUGCUGAGCCAACUGAGUUAAUGAACAGACCCUGGAGGCCGCUUACUCGGAAAUUGAAGAUACCUGCUGCUGUUCUAAGUCCAUAUCGCUUGCUCAUUUUUGUUCGAUUGGUCGUCCUGACUCUAUUCCUUAUGUGGAGAGUGAGCCACAAAAAUACUGAUGCAAUCUGGCUGUGGGGUAUGUCCGUUGUUUGUGAGAUAUGGUUUGCCUUCUCCUGGCUUCUAGAUCAACUUCCCAAACUAUGCCCGAUAAAUCGUUCCACGGAUCUCAAUGUUCUGAAGGAAAAGUUCGAGACACCGACUCCUAACAAUCCUACAGGGAAGUCUGAUCUUCCAGGCAUUGAUGUCUUUGUGUCUACUGCAGAUCCGGAGAAAGAACCACCUCUUGUCACAGCAAACACUAUAUUGUCCAUUUUAGCUGCUGAUUACCCUGUUGAGAAGCUUUCUUGCUAUGUUUCCGAUGAUGGAGGUGCCCUUCUUACUUUUGAGGCAAUGGCUGAAGCUGCCAGCUUUGCUAAUAUUUGGGUCCCCUUCUGUCGUAAACACGAUAUCGAGCCAAGGAAUCCUGAAUCAUAUUUCAGCCUAAAGAGAGAUCCUUACAAGAACAAAGUAAAGCCAGAUUUUGUCAAGGAUCGAAGACGGGUGAAGCGUGAGUAUGAUGAGUUCAAGGUUAGGAUCAAUAGUUUGCCUGACUCAAUCCGUCGUCGGUCCGAUGCCUAUCAUGCUAGAGAGGAAAUCAAGGCCAUGAAACUUCAGAGGCAAAACAAAGAAGACGAACCCAUAGAACCGGCAAAGAUUCCAAAAGCAACAUGGAUGGCUGAUGGAACUCAUUGGCCAGGUACUUGGUUAAGUCCUACAUCUGAACACACAAGGGGAGACCAUGCUGGUAUAAUUCAGGUGAUGUUAAAACCUCCCAGUGAUGAACCUCUUCUUGGAAAUGCUGAUGAUACAAAGCUCAUUGAUGUGACUAACGUUGAUAUCCGACUUCCCCUUCUUGUUUAUGUUUCCCGGGAGAAGCGUCCGGGCUAUGAUCACAACAAAAAGGCUGGGGCCAUGAAUGCCUUGGUCCGAGCCUCAGCCAUAAUGUCUAAUGGUCCUUUUAUACUCAAUCUUGACUGCGACCACUAUAUCUACAACUCCAAAGCUAUGAGGGAAGGCAUGUGCUUUAUGAUGGAUCGUGGAGGCGACCGCAUUUGUUAUGUCCAGUUCCCCCAGAGAUUCGAGGGGAUCGAUCCCUCUGAUAGAUAUGCUAAUCACAACACCGUCUUCUUUGAUGUCAACAUGAGAGCCCUUGAUGGACUUCAAGGGCCAGUCUAUGUGGGAACUGGGUGCCUUUUCAGACGCGUUGCGCUAUACGGUUUCGACCCACCACGUUCAAAAGAGCAUAACCAGGGUUGUUGUAGUUGCUGCUUUGGUCGUCAGAAGAAGCUUGCUUCAAUGGCAAGCACCCCCGAAGAGAACAGGGCACUAAGAAUGGGUGAAUCUGAUGAUGAAGAAAUGAAUCUAUCUUUGUUCCCUAAGAAGUUUGGAAACUCAACAUUCCUCAUUGAUUCAAUCCCAGUGGCAGAGUUCCAAGGUAGACCUCUUGCUGAUCACCCUGCUGUGAAAAAUGGACGGCCACCGGGUGCUCUCACCAUUCCCCGGGAUCUUCUUGAUGCAUCAACCGUGGCCGAGGCCAUCAGUGUCAUCUCCUGUUGGUACGAGGACAAGACCGAGUGGGGACAGCGAGUUGGAUGGAUCUACGGCUCGGUUACUGAGGAUGUGGUCACUGGAUAUAGGAUGCACAACAGGGGAUGGAAAUCAGUUUACUGUGUGACUAAGCGCGAUGCCUUCCGCGGCACGGCACCAAUAAAUCUCACUGACAGGCUGCAUCAGGUCCUUAGAUGGGCUACUGGCUCAGUUGAAAUAUUCUUCUCACGGAACAAUGCCCUUCUUGCUAGCCCAAGAAUGAAAUUUCUUCAACGUAUCGCAUACCUCAACGUCGGAAUUUACCCGUUCACUUCCAUAUUCCUUAUUGUCUACUGCUUCCUCCCGGCGCUAUCCCUCUUCUCCGGCCAGUUCAUUGUGCAGACUCUCAAUGUUACUUUCCUUUCUUAUCUAUUAGGCAUCACUAUCACUUUGUGCAUGCUUGCAGUGCUCGAAAUCAAGUGGUCCGGCAUUGAGUUGGAAGAGUGGUGGCGAAACGAGCAGUUCUGGCUGAUUGGAGGGACCAGUGCUCAUCUAGCUGCAGUCCUCCAAGGCUUGCUCAAAGUCAUAGCCGGGAUAGAGAUCUCGUUCACAUUGACUUCAAAAUCUGCCGGCGAUGACGUAGAUGACGAGUUUGCUGACCUCUACAUUGUGAAAUGGACAUCCCUGAUGAUCCCACCAAUAACAAUCAUGAUGGUUAAUUUGAUAGCAAUUGCAGUGGGAGUUAGCAGAACGAUAUACAGUGUGAUACCGCAGUGGAGCCGUCUAAUAGGUGGUGUUUUCUUCAGUUUCUGGGUGUUGACUCAUCUAUACCCAUUUGCAAAAGGUUUGAUGGGAAGGAGAGGGAGGACACCUACCAUUGUUUUUGUAUGGUCAGGACUCAUAGCAAUCACAAUCUCUCUCUUGUGGGUGGCAAUCAAUCCCCCUGCUGGUUCUAACCAAAUUGGUGGUUCAUUCCAGUUUCCAUGAUCAUAGCUUUAUUCUUUUUUGUCAGAUGAAUCUGUCAAUUUUUUCUUUCUUUCUUUUGUUAUUUAGAUACAUUCUUUUUUAGAACUUGUGAAUUUAAUUAUGCUGUCUAUUGUGCUUAUGAUUUUAUUUAGAACUUGAAUCCAAAAGUGAGGAAAUGUCUACGGGUACUGACAAGGCCUUCGAUCACUA